CCCCGUAUCGUUGGGCGGGGAACGUCUUUUCUGCAGCUAUGGCUGCUGCUGCCCCGACGGUGAACGACUCUGCAUCCCCGGUUUUAGUCGACUUUAGUUGGCGGACCUGGAGAUUAAACUCCGUCGGACGAGGAGGAGCAGUGGUGUCAUCGUCGGCGGAUUGCAUGCUAUCGGAAGAGCAUGGAAGAGGGAAAAUAGAGAAAGAAAACACCAGCUUCAUUUGCAGAAAGCUCGAGCAUAAAUAGAGACCUGAGUCCCGCUUUUCUGGUUGCUUUUCUUCUUCAUCCAGCAUCGCAAGUCUCUCAAGCAUCGCCUGGUUCGAUCAUCUCACUCUUCCCAUCACUAGCCUUGCCAAUAAGUUAGCUCUUCAUCCUUUCGAAGAAACCAAUCCUCCAACCGUCAAAAUGAAGUUCUCUACCAUCCUGACCGGCUCCCUCUUCGCCACUGCCGCUCUGGCUGCUCCUCUCACUGAGAAGCGCCGUGCUCGCAAGGAGGCCCGCGCCGCUGGCAAGCGUCACACUAACCCUCCCUACGUCCCUGGUUCCGACAAGGAGAUCCUCAAGCUGAACGGCACCUCCAACGAGGAGUACAGUGAGAACUGGGCUGGUGCCGUCUUGGUCGGCACCGGCUACACCAAGGUCACUGGCGAGUUCACUGUACCCAGUGUCUCUGCUGGUUCUAGCUCCUCCAGUGGCUACGGCGGUGGCUACGGCGGGGGCUACGGCGGGGGCUACGGUGGUGGCUACGGCGGUGGCUACGGCGGUGGCUACGGCGGCGGUGGCUUCGGCGGCGGUGGCUUCGGCGGCGGUGGCUUCAAGAACAAGGCCAAGAGACAGUCCACGGAGUACUGCGCCUCCGCCUGGGUUGGUAUCGACGGUGACACCUGCGAGACCGCUAUCCUCCAGACCGGUAUCGAUUUCUGCUACGAGGAUGGCCAGACUUCCUACGAUGCCUGGUACGAGUGGUACCCCGACUACGCCUACGACUUCGACGACAUCACCAUCUCCGAGGGUGACAGCAUCAAGGUCACUGUUGAGGCCACCAGCGACAGCAGCGGUAGCGCUACCAUUGAGAACCUGACCACUGGCCAGUCCGUUACCCACACCUUCAGCGGCAACGUUGAGGGUGACCUUUGCGAGUACAACGCCGAGUGGAUCGUUGAGGACUUCGAGUCCGGUGACUCCCUUGUUGCUUUCGCUGACUUCGGCUCCGUUACCUUCACCAAUGCUGAGGCCACCAGCGGCGAUUCUACUGUCGGCCCCGCUGACGCCACCAUUAUGGACAUUGAGCAGGAUGACACUGUCCUCACCGAGACCUCCGUCACCAGCGACAGCGUCACUGUCAAGUACAUCUAAAUGCAUCCCUAUGCAUGAGAUAUCGGUCGCUUCAAUGUCUUCGUCCAGACGACAAACCCGGGGAUGAAUGAAAAAUGAGUGAUGAGC
Molecule: messenger RNA, 1442 nt
Organism: Aspergillus eucalypticola CBS 122712
Lineage: Eukaryota; Fungi; Ascomycota; Eurotiomycetes; Eurotiales; Aspergillaceae
Product: A4/G1 family peptidase
Exons: 1
Coding region: 405-1355 (316 amino acids)
Biological process (GO): proteolysis
Molecular function (GO): glutamic-type endopeptidase activity
Source: RefSeq, a predicted model, not a curated record